Molecule: messenger RNA, 1472 nt
Organism: Girardinichthys multiradiatus
Lineage: Eukaryota; Metazoa; Chordata; Actinopteri; Cyprinodontiformes; Goodeidae
Gene: drg1
Product: developmentally regulated GTP binding protein 1
Exons: 9
Coding region: 137-1237 (366 amino acids)
Biological process (GO): cytoplasmic translation
Cellular component (GO): cytoplasm
Molecular function (GO): GTPase activity; GTP binding
Source: RefSeq, a predicted model, not a curated record
AGAUUUUCUGUGAACUGUCGUACAGCGGCAUUUCUGUGGCGUGUGCAUGCUAAACGGCUAAACGUUGCCAAAUAAUUUGUGAAAUUUCUACAAUUAUUUUAUUUAGAGUGAAUUGUGAAGCGGAUACAUAGUCAUAAUGAGUAUACUCGCCAAAAUAGCGGAGAUAGAAAAUGAGAUGGCCAGGACGCAGAAGAACAAGGCCACAGCUCACCACUUGGGUCUGCUCAAAGCACGUCUAGCAAAGCUGAGGAGGGAACUGAUCACGCCAAAAGGAGGCAGUGGGGGUGGACCAGGAGAAGGUUUUGAUGUGGCAAAAACCGGUGACGCAAGAGUGGGCUUUGUUGGUUUUCCAUCUGUAGGAAAGUCCACCCUGCUAAGUAACCUUGCAGGUGUGUACUCAGAAGUUGCAGCGUAUGAGUUCACCACCCUUACAACAGUGCCUGGAGUGAUUCGGUAUAAAGGUGCCAAAAUUCAGCUUUUGGAUCUACCUGGAAUCAUUGAGGGAGCCAAGGAUGGCAAGGGCAGAGGCAGGCAGGUCAUCGCAGUGGCUCGAACCUGCAAUCUAAUCCUGAUAGUUCUCGAUGUGUUAAAGCCUCUUGUUCAUAAGAAGCUAAUAGAACACGAGCUGGAGGGCUUUGGCAUCCGACUUAACAAGCAACCGCCAAACAUUGGCUUCAAGAAGAAGGACAAAGGAGGCAUCAACUUUACUGCUACAUGUACACAGAGUGAGCUCGAUGCCGAAACGGUUAAGAGCAUCCUGUCGGAGUAUAAGAUCCACAACGCCGACAUCACCCUGCGGAGCGACGUCACAGCUGAUGACCUCAUCGAUGUGGUGGAGGGAAAUCGGGUCUACAUCCCGUGUAUAUACGUGCUAAACAAAAUCGACCAGAUCUCCAUCGAGGAGCUGGACGUCAUCUAUAAGGUGCCCCACUGCGUCCCAAUCUCUGCCCACCACCGCUGGAACUUUGAUGACCUACUGGAGAAGAUGUGGGACUACUUAAAACUCGUUCGCAUCUACACCAAACCCAAAGGCCAGCUACCUGAUUACACGUCUCCUGUUGUGCUCCCUGACGGACGAACUUCAGUCGAGGAUUUCUGCUUAAAGAUUCACAAAAAUCUCAUCAAGGAAUUAAAGUACGCGCUUGUGUGGGGCUCGUCUGUGAAACACAACCCACAGAAAGUGGGGAAGGACCAUGUUAUGGAAGAUGAAGAUGUUAUCCAGUUGGUGAAAAAGUGAACUAGGUCUCGAAUCACUGUAUGGCUCAGCAAAUAUCGCCAGAUGUGUCCAUUACAACACCUCUGUCAUGUGGUCAACUUGUUUGCUGUGUUGUUAAAAUAGUGACAUCAAUGCGUCACACUUGAGAGAACCCACAGUACCUUUACAACACCAUUAAUAGUUCAUAUUGAAUGUUGGUUAAGGCUUGCAUUAAGAACAUAAAGCUGUACAAUAAAAAUGUAAGUGUAUAAAUGAA